AUUAUCGUAAACCUCUCGCACACUUCAGCGCAAAAAUCACGGUAACAUCAGCGAAGAAGAUCAGACCGAUGCACCGAAUCCCCCCACCUUCGCAACCAAAAAGUACCUGUUGUUAAUUAUUGUUUAAGCAGUGGAUUAGCUAUCACAGAUAGAACACCGCAACAACAGGAAAGGAAAAACAACACACUUUCACUGCCGGUAGGACAUUUUGGCAAGCAUAACGCGUGGGUUAUCAAUCAAAGAAAGCAAAGUAUUGUUUCUUGCGAUCUAGCGGAUCGAUCUAUUAUACCCGUCAGAGAGAAACAAAAAGAAUCUCAGUUUUCAAGGCAAAUUAUAGAGAGAGAGAGAGAGAGAGAGAGAGAGAGAGUGAAGAGGGAGAGUGAGAGAUGGUGGGAUGAGGGUGAACAAGAAGAAGGGAGAGAGGGGGGAACAUGGCGCAGGGAAGAGCGAGGUGGGGAUGUUCGUACAAGAAAACUACUCUGGUCGUUUGCUCGAUCAACAUUUUCAUUGCCCUCUACGUUCUUCGCUCUCUGUAUUCUUCUCUCUACAUCUACUCCGGUAAAGUCUCAAGAAACACUGUUAACUAUACCCCGGAUCAGAUUAGGAAAAUGGAAGAAUCGAUUCGGAUUCGGAGAGCGUCCGAACCGUUGGAGCUUGUUAAACUGGUAAAGGAACUAAAGGAAGAGCUUACUAGAGGAGAGGUUGUGGUUCAACUGCCACGGCCUUUGAAAGAGAAGAUAACCGAUGAGAUUUUGAAGAGGUUGAAAAGCUUGAAUGGUAGUGCCAACACUACUGAGCAGCGAGAAGCAGUUGAAAGGUGGCGCAGGGAAAAACUAGAAGAAGCUAAGCAAACUUCAAAUUCAACUAUUCAACGUGAAGAAGCUGGGAUGCUAGUAAGAGCCUUGGAGUCUGAUUGGGCAGUGCUAUCAGAAGAAAUUGGCCUUUGGAUACCUGCUGAAGUCAUUAACAAAGAACAUGAUGAUAAGCCUGAGGGUGAAGAAGAGUUAGAGGAUCAAAUUUUACCCGGCAGGCCAAUUCCACCUGAAUGCCAUACGGAACUUCAUACAGAUUAUGGCGGUGCAGCUGUUAGAUGGGGCCUUACCCACCAUAAAGACAGCGCAGCUGACUGCUGUCAAGCUUGCUUGGAUCACGCUAAACGUGCCAGGCCAGGUGAAAGGAAAUGUAAUAUAUGGGUUUAUUGCCCAUCUGAGGAUGGGUGCCAUUCUCCAGAUAUCUAUCAACACAAGCAUCACGAAUGCUGGCUGAAAUAUGCGGAAAAGCCCAGAACAAGCUUUAAGGACAAGUAUUCUGACUCAUAUAGAAAUUCACACCCAAAUGCUCCUUUUGUUGUACCAUGGGUUGCUGGUGUUGUCAGUACGUGAUUGGAUUUGCCCAAAUUGGGAAACAAUUGGCAUAGGCUUGUAAGCUGCAGGUUGUGUUGCCACGGGAACAAAAAUGAAACUUGCUUCUCUGAAUUACAAAUAUUCCGCUCCUAAUUCUUUGUAUUUGGGGAAAGAAAGAGGAAAUAGGGAGAAGAGAUGAGGGCAGGGGGGUGGGGUUGGUAUUGUUCCAUUUUUCUUUUCGUCAGUUAAUUUUUGUAACACUGCUUGCGGUUUCCCUUGGCGCCGAUGAUCUUUAAGUUGAGAAAUCUAGUGCCAAGACAAGGUGAAAUCAGUUGGACAUGAAAGCGCUUUCUCUGUGGAUUUAAUGAUCUGCAAAAAUGAUUCAUUGUAGUCGGGAUGUGAAAUUAAUUUAUGAAAAAGAUUCAUUGUUAUGG
Corylus avellana is the source of this 1777-nucleotide messenger RNA. Its product is annotated as dimethylallyl, adenosine tRNA methylthiotransferase. The record is from RefSeq and is a predicted model, not a curated record. Lineage: Eukaryota; Viridiplantae; Streptophyta; Magnoliopsida; Fagales; Betulaceae.